Messenger RNA from Megalops cyprinoides (Indo-Pacific tarpon), 768 nucleotides. It is a transcript of the gene fkbp11, whose product is annotated as FKBP prolyl isomerase 11. The record is from RefSeq and is a predicted model, not a curated record. NCBI's taxonomy places the organism in Eukaryota, Metazoa, Chordata, Actinopteri, Elopiformes, Megalopidae. The transcript is spliced from 6 exons. Gene Ontology annotation, biological process: protein peptidyl-prolyl isomerization. Gene Ontology annotation, molecular function: peptidyl-prolyl cis-trans isomerase activity. Bases 167 to 751 code for a protein of 194 amino acids.
UUCGUGCGACGGAUGCCCCGUUAUCACCGUAUUGAACACAUCAACCUAAACAGCGUGUGGUUGUCUGGACUGGCUUGCCCUUUUCAUUUAUUUUGAAUUUCAUUGUAAAUUUAUCUGACACUAAUUUAUUCGGAGGUUUUUUUUAAAUCAUUAUUAUUUACGUGUAAUGAAAGUCCAAGCUGGGCUCAUUCUAGUCGUUUUGCUCGCCGUUUUCGGCUAUGGAGCACUAGAGGAGACGGACCAAGAGCAGAAUGCUGUGGAAGAGCUGACCGUGGAGACUUUGGUGAAACCUGAAUCCUGUGCUGAAACGUCAGAAAUGGGAGACACCUUGCAAAUCCACUAUACUGGGAGGCUGCUGGAUGGGAAGGUGAUUGACUCAUCUCUUUCCCGGGAUCCCUUGGUUGUGGAGCUGGGGAAAAGGACAGUUAUUUCAGGUCUGGAGCAAAGCUUGCUGGGUGUAUGUCUAGGGCAAAAACUCAAGGCCACCAUUCCAGCUCACCUGGGUUAUGGAAAGCGUGGCUACCCGCCAACUAUCCCAGGUGAUUCUGCAUUGGAGUUUGAGGUGGAGGUGGUGUCACUGACCAAGCAGACGCCAUGGCAACGGCUGGUGAAUGAUAUUUUGCCCCUCAUGUGUCUGGCUCUGGUGCCCACUCUGCUGGGCCUCGUAGGGCUGUACCUCUACAACAAAGCCAGUGCCCAGCGGUCAAACAAGCGGGCAAAGGACAAGAAGAGCAAGUUAAAGAAGAAAUAAAAAGUAUUUUUAACCAA